AGUUAUCAGCUGUUAUUCAAUGAAUAGUGUUGUAAUUGUGUGGACAGAACGUGCUUAAAACUCAGCAACAUACUUGCAAUUAUCAAAUGAACUUAUAAAUUAUGCUAUUAUUCUGUCCGACUUGCGGUAAUAUAUUAAUGGUCGAACAAGAUACAACAGGACACCGCUUUACUUGUAGUACGUGCCCAUAUAUUUGUAAUAUCAAGCGAAAAACUUCAACACGAACAUUUCCACGUCUUAAGGAAGUUGAUCAUGUUAUGGGUGGAGCAGCAGCUUGGGAGAAUGUAGAUUCAACUGGAGUCGAGUGUCCCGUUUGUUCUCAUAAAAAAGCUUAUUUUAUGCAAAUGCAAACUCGCUCUGCCGAUGAACCUAUGACAACAUUUUACAAGUGUUGCAAUCAACUUUGUGGCCACAAUUGGCGUGAUUAAAUAGUCGAUUUAUGUAUUAAUCCAAUUUGCAUAUGCUCUCAUAAUACAUUGGAAUGAAUACAAGAAUAUCAACGUUUCUGAGAGUUUUCUAUCAUCAUAAUUAUAAACACGAUUUUUCCACGUUCACAAAAAUGUUACAACCUCCAGGGAAGAAAAUAUACAAAGUUCAAGAUUUACAAGCGUUGCACAUAGCGGUUGAAUGUAUCUUAGAUGGAGCAGUAAUUGGCUUGCCCACAGAUACUGUGUAUGGAUUAGCAUGCAAUGCGAAUAAUGAAAAGGCCAUUCAAAGACUGUACAAUAUAAAGGGACGCGAUUGUUAUAAGCCAGUAGCUAUAUGUGUGAAAAAUGUGGAGGCCUUUCGGCAGUACGGAAUCGCAGAUCAUUUAAAGGACUCAUUACUUCAACGUCUGCUUCCGGGCCCAAUUACAAUAAUCAUCGAACGUUCAAAGCAUCUUACUAAUCGUUUUUUAAAUCCCAACACAACAAAAAUUGGUAUACGCAUUCCGAAGUUUACUUUUAUACAUCAGUUAUGUUCAUUAUUUGAUGAACAACCACUUGCAUUAACUAGUGCUAACCGAUCCGCCGGACGUAGUAGUUUAAAUAUAAAUGAAUUCGAAUCCUUGUGGCCUAAACUUGGUGGAAUAUUUGACGCAGGUCCCAUAGGUUUAACUGAUGAUCGGCGUUCAGGAUCCACUGUAGUUGAUUUAUCUCAACCAGGUGUGUACGCAAUAAUUAGAGAAGGCGUAGCCCUUAAAAGUACUGUAGAUAUUCUACAUGAAUUUAACAUAAAACCAAAUAAAAUAUAUUAAAUAAAAUGCAUUCUGGAAAAAUACAAAAUUAGAAAA
Molecule: messenger RNA, 1273 nt
Organism: Bactrocera oleae (olive fruit fly)
Lineage: Eukaryota; Metazoa; Arthropoda; Insecta; Diptera; Tephritidae
Gene: Polr3K
Product: RNA polymerase III subunit K
Biological process (GO): termination of RNA polymerase III transcription; DNA-templated transcription
Cellular component (GO): RNA polymerase III complex
Molecular function (GO): nucleic acid binding; zinc ion binding
Source: RefSeq, a predicted model, not a curated record